CACACCAUGUCUCGAUUCGGGGUGUUUGUUUUUUUUAUUCUUUUCGUUACUGCAUCCUGUUUACCCGAAAAUGAAAGUGAUCCGAAAUCCGCUUCACCUUUUUUCCUUGUCAAUAGACUGUGUUCACCCUCCUAUAUAAACAACGUCCAGCUAAAACAGCUCAUUUGUCUUGUCUGCAAAAUAUUUGAUCCGUCUUGUUCGGAAACCGCCACUACUACCACAGAGGGACAAACUGCUUCUAUAACUUCUAGUACUUCUUCGAUUAUUUCUACUACAACUCCAGAACAAAAAAUAGAAACAACAACAAUAAAACAAACUACUAAAGAGGAACAAGCCGAGACAGAAGAAUAAUGAAAGAAGAAAAAUAUAUAAAUUUAUUCGAAAAUUCAUAAAAUAUAUUUUAACAAAUGAUGUUAAGAAAAAUAGUUUUUUGGUACUUUAGAUAUUUUAUAUAAUAUACAAAAAAUAUAUAUUUGUAAUAGCUUAACGGUUAUGGUUAUGGUUUAAAAAAUAUGUCUUGCAACGCGAAAAGGGUCGUAUCAACUUUUUUUUUUUUGAUGAGACUUAAUUCAAAGAUUCUGAAUUUAGGAAAACUAAACAUUUAAUAUGAUGGAGGCGAAUCAGUCUUCAGUCAGUUAAAAAAAAUGAUAUAUACUUCAUAUCUCACAAUAGUUUUUUGUGGUAGCAAUAACGACCAUGAUAAAAAUCCAAAUCUAUUUAAUAUGAAACAUAUCAGUGUAAGACACUUUUAGGGUAGAGAUUUAUAGUUAGAUAGUUUGUGAAUUACAGCCAAAAAGAUUUUUUUUAAAAGACAUUUAGACUAAUAUUUUACUACCAUAAUGCUAUUGUCCCCCAGAAAAACUAAUCUGAACCGUGUGAUUAUCUAAUCUGACAACAAUGUGAGAAAAAAUAAAGAAAC
Messenger RNA from Danaus plexippus (monarch butterfly), 919 nucleotides. RefSeq lists its product as uncharacterized. Bases 7 to 351 code for a protein of 114 amino acids. Lineage: Eukaryota; Metazoa; Arthropoda; Insecta; Lepidoptera; Nymphalidae. The transcript is spliced from 3 exons. The record is from RefSeq and is a predicted model, not a curated record.